CUGAACCGAACGAGCACCGAAAGGAGUCGAACACGAGAUUCAAACGUGUUUGAGUUUCAUGUGUUGCCAUGGAUACUCGCUCUGCCCCCCGUUUCCUCUAUUUAUUUAUUAGCACUUUUAUUACCUAAAGCAUUUCGAUGUUAUAAAUAUGUACCUCGCUUCAUAAAAAUCCUCUCCGUCCUCUUGCUAGUUCGCUGCCCUUUAGUUAACGACUUGUUUGUUAAAGAAAAUAAACCCAGAGUUAAAUGGUCCAAUGAGAUGCACCUGACACGACGGCGUAGUAAUCUUACUGCUUCAAGAAAACUGAAUACGAGCCAUUUUCUAAAUAUUUUUCUGGUGUGUAUGUUUACAACUGAAAAGUGGUUACACGCUUCGCUUUGUUUCAGGAUGUGCUUACAAAGUUCUCAAUGUACACUACCCAUAAAAUUGAGCUUCUUGGGACUGACCCUUUUAAUCACCAUUUUAUGGGUAUUACUGCUGAAUAUAGGAUGGUGGUGGUCUGCCAGCUACCGGUUCCAAGGUCUUUCCUUAAAGCCAAGAUACAGAGGCAGUGUGGUUAGGAAUUCCAGUGGGAUCUGGCAUUUUCAGAUGGAUACCUCGAAACCACCCUUUGAAGAGGCUUCUGUGUUAUCUGGAGAUGCCAGAUGUCCUUCUGGGUUCUACAGCAUGGAGGAGCUCAGACCUCACAUAGAGAGACCUCAGGAGGAUCCUGAAGGACCUGGAGCUGAUGGAAAGCCCUUCAUCACUGGCAUCUUGACACCUGCAGAGCUCAGGGAGAAGCAGGAGGGUCUUUCUAGAAAUGGUUUUAACCAGUUUGCCAGUGACCGCAUCUCCUUCCACCGCAGUCUUGGUGUCGACACGCGACCCCCCGAAUGCAUUGAGCAAAAGUUCAGCAGAUGUCCGAGGUUACCCACUACCAGUGUGAUCAUUGUGUUCCACAACGAGGCAUGGUCCACUCUUCUCCGCACCAUCUGCAGUGUCUUACACACUUCACCAGCUGUUUUACUUAAAGAAAUCAUACUGGUAGAUGAUGCAAGUACUCAAGAUCAUCUUAAAGCCCCAUUAGAGCAGUAUGUCCAGUCUCUUGAGAUUGUGCGUGUCCUGAGGCAGCGUGAGAGAAGAGGUCUAAUUGCCGCCAGACUGAUGGGUGCACGUGAGGCUGGAGGAGAGGUGCUUGCCUUCCUGGACUCCCACUGUGAGUGUUUCUAUGGUUGGUUGGAGCCCCUGUUGGCCCGGUUAGUUCAGGAACCUACCACAGUUGUGAGCCCAAGAAUUGCUGUCAUCAACAAGAACAAUCUACAGUUCAUGAAGCCAGUGAUGUCGACCCGCACACAUACUCGUGGGAACUUUGACUGGAUCCUGAACUUUGGCUGGGAGACUAUUCCUGAAGAAGAGAGGGUGAAACGCAAGGGUGAAACCUAUCCUGUCAGGACACCCACUAUUGCCGGCGGGCUUUUUGCCAUUUACAAGCAGUUCUUUGAACACAUUGGAGCUUAUGAUGACAAGAUGGAGUUUUGGGGAGGAGAGAACAUAGAAAUGUCAUUUAGGGUAUGGCUGUGUGGAGGCAGUCUAGAGAUCAUUCCCUGUUCUGUGGUCGGCCACAUCUUUCGCACCAAAAGUCCGCAUUCCUUCCCAAAAGGCAUAGAUGCGAUUGCAUGCAACCAGGUUCGCCUCGCAGAAGUCUGGAUGGAUGAUUACAAGAAGAUUUUCUACAACAGAAAUAAAAAAGCUGCUGCCAUUGCAGCAGAGAAAUCAUAUGGGGACAUCAGUGAGCGCCUGAAGCUCAAAGAGAGGCUGCACUGCAAAAAUUUCUCCUGGUACCUAGAAAACAUUUACAACAAGGUCUUUGUGCCCGAUUUGAACCCUGUGCUGUUUGGAUCGUUGCAGAACAUUGCCACAAACACUUGUCUUGAUAUUGGUGAGAAGAAUCUUGGAGGGAAGUCAGUGAUUUUAUUCAUUUGCCACAACAUGGGAAUAAAUCAGUACUUUGAGUACACGUCACAGCUGGAGCUGAGGCAUAAUAUUGAUAAGCAGCUGUGUCUGCAUGCAACAAUCGAGCCUGAACCCGUGCGAGUGGAGCUGUGCAACUUUCAAGGUGUUGGAACCAUCCCAGCUCCACAGCAGACAUGGAGUUUCAUUCUUGUUUCCCAACAGAUAUAUCUUCUCCACAAUGCUCUUUUUAGUAAGUGUUUAAUGGUGGAGUAUGGCAACAUCAUCAUGAAAAACUGUGACCCUGCCAACAAUUACCAGCAUUGGUCUUUCAUCUGAUCUCAAGUCAGAUUAUCUGAUUCUUUUUUUGCAAUACUCCACAAAACAGACGUGCAACGAAUAGUUCAACAAAUGCAGCAUUGCUGUUUUGCACCAAUGUAAAGCUGUGCAAUAUAUCUAAUGUUCUUAAUUGAUUUGUUGAUCUCAGUCAAAUGAAACUGAAAUGAUCAAAUGCACUAAAAUCAUUGUACACUUUUAAUGAACAAUUUUGUUAUUUACAUUGAACGCUGUUCAGUUGUAGCAUUUGACUGAUGUAUUUAUUACAUGAAAGAUGAUGAAUUAAAAUGCAUUUUUGUAAGCAACUUGUGCAAUGACUUGAUGGAAUUGUCUACUUUAAAAUCCAAUUAAGUAUGUACAUUAACGCACGGUGGCGCUAAUGUAAUAGAA
Messenger RNA from Labeo rohita (rohu), 2655 nucleotides. RefSeq names its product polypeptide N-acetylgalactosaminyltransferase 6-like. Gene Ontology annotation, cellular component: Golgi apparatus. The coding region runs from base 259 to 2268 and encodes 669 amino acids. The record is from RefSeq and is a predicted model, not a curated record. The transcript has 11 exons. Lineage: Eukaryota; Metazoa; Chordata; Actinopteri; Cypriniformes; Cyprinidae.